Molecule: messenger RNA, 915 nt
Organism: Lipotes vexillifer (Yangtze River dolphin)
Lineage: Eukaryota; Metazoa; Chordata; Mammalia; Artiodactyla; Lipotidae
Gene: NEMP1
Product: nuclear envelope integral membrane protein 1
Exons: 6
Coding region: 13-915 (300 amino acids)
Cellular component (GO): nuclear envelope
Source: RefSeq, a predicted model, not a curated record
CGUGAGGAGACCAUGGCGGGAGGAAUGAAAGUGGCGGUGUUAUCUGCAGUUGGUGCCGGGCCCUGGAGCUGGGGGGCCGGGGGCGGUGGUGCAGUGCGACUGCUCCUGGUCCUCUCCGGCUGCUUGGUCUGUGGCUCAGCCGGAAUUGAUUUAAACGUGGUCAUGCUUCAGGAAUCCAAAGUUUAUUAUAUGAAUACCAGUCAACAAUCCUGUUAUAAAAAUGUGCUUAUCCCAAAGUGGCAUGAUAUAUGGACACAGAUACAGAUUCGGGUAAAUAGUUCCAAACUGGUCCGAGUCACCCAGGUGGAGAAUGAGGAGAAACUGAAGGAGCUAGAGCAGUUUAGUAUCUGGAACUUUUUUUCCUCCUUUUUAAAAGAGAAAUUGAAUGACACCUAUGUUAACGUGGGUCUAUACAGCACAAAAACCUGCCUCAAAGUUGAGAUUAUAGAGGAAGACACCAAGUACAGUGUCACUGUGACCCGGAGAUUUGACCCCAAACUCUUCCUCAUUUUUCUCCUUGGACUUAUUCUAUUUUUUUGUGGUGACUUGCUGAGCAGAAAGAUGUGUAAUGCAACAGAAAAGACUGUCCCCCCUCGUCUUCUGACAGAAGAAGAAUAUCGGAUACAAGGAGAGGUAGAGACCCGAAAGGCUUUAGAGAAGCUUAGAGAAUACUGCAACAGUCCAGACUGCUCAGCUUGGAAGACUGUUUCUCGAAUCCAGUCUCCAAAAAGAUUUGCUGACUUUGUGGAAGGAUCUUUCCACCUCACACCCAAUGAGGUUUCUGUCCAUGAGCAGGAGUAUGGGUUAGAGAGCAUUAUUGCCCAGGACGAACUCUAUGAAGAAACAUCCUCUGAAGAGGAGGACUCAGAUUCUCGGUACCCCGCCAUCACACAACAGAACAGCUUCUUGACUUAG